Ziziphus jujuba (common jujube) is the source of this 2587-nucleotide messenger RNA. Its product is annotated as nucleolin 1. The record is from RefSeq and is a predicted model, not a curated record. Gene Ontology annotation, molecular function: RNA binding. Bases 148 to 2385 code for a protein of 745 amino acids. NCBI's taxonomy places the organism in Eukaryota, Viridiplantae, Streptophyta, Magnoliopsida, Rosales, Rhamnaceae. The transcript is spliced from 21 exons.
AUCGAUACCCUCCUCCCCCUCACUCUUACAGCAACCCGCCCAAAACCCUAAACCUCCAGGGUUUUGCAGAGCUGCAUAAAACUUGCCUCUUUAUUUUCCUUCCAAUUUUCUCUUCGAAAUCGCAGUGUACAAUCUAAGGUCAUUCUAAUGGGCAAGUCAAGCAAGAAAUCGGCCUCUAAAGUUGAGGCAGCUCCUGCUGCAGUUCCUCCAGCUAAGUCUGCCAAGAAAGGUAAAAGAGAAGCUGAGGAUAAGUUAAUUAAGGUUGUGGAUGUAAAGAAGCAGAAGAGAGAUGAGAGUUUAGAGCAAGCUGCUCAAAAAAAGAAGAUUGAAACGAAGACAAAGAAGAAAAAAGAUGAGUCUACUUCUGAUGAGUCUGAUGAAACUUCAUCCGAGUCUGAGGAAGAGAAGAAAAAGAAGAUUAAGUCAAAGACACAGAAGAAGAUUAAAUCAAAGAUACAGAAGAAGAAAGAAAAGUCUAGUUCUGAGGAGUCUGAUGAAACUUCAUCUGAGUCUGAGGAAGAGUCUCAGAAAAAGAAGAUUGAGACAAAGAUACAGACGAGAAAAGAAUUGUCUAGUUCUGAGGAGUCUGAUGAAUCUUCAUCUGAGUCUGAGGAAGAGAAGAAGCCUGCCGCCAAGCCUGGAAUUGUUCCAAAGAAACCUAUUAUUUCAAAUGGAGUAUCAUCUAGUAACCCUGAUUCCUCCGAUGCUUCGGAUGAUGAUGAAUCUGAGGAGGUUGAUAAACCUGAUGCCAAAGCUACAGUUCCUGCAAAAAAGAACUCUGUUUCUUCUAAAAAUGGUACUAAUGAUUCUUCAGAUGAUAGCUCCUCAGAGGAUGAACCUCAGAAGAAAACAACUAAAGUCACCACCCAACCAAAAAAGUUACCUGCAACUGCUGCCAAGAAUGGAUCUGCAGCUACUCCCAAAAGUGUAGGGACGUCCAGUGAUAGUUCAGAAUCAGAUGAUUCAGAUUCAGAUUCAGAUGAUGAAAAGAAACCUGCUGUCAAAGUUGCUGAUGGUGUUAAGAAAUCAGCUUCUGGUGCAAAGAAAGAGGAAUUGUCUGAAAGUUCAUCAGAAACUGAAUCUUCAGAAGAUGAGGAGAGUUCUGAGGAAGAAUCUGAGCCUCAAUUGAAAAAACCAAAACUUACAGUAUCAAAUGCUGUAAAACCAAGUGUAAAAGCUGUGAAAAAGGAAACCAGCAGUGAAAGUUCGGAUGAUGAAGAAAGUUCUGAUGAAGAAGAAACUAAAAAAGUAUCGAAUGCUGUAAAACCAAGUGUAAAAGCUGUUAGAAAGGAAAGCAGCAGUGAAGGUUCUGAUGAUGAAGAAAGCUCUGGUGACAGUUCGGAUGAAAAGCCAUCAAAGGUACAAAAAGUCAAGCCUUCUAAAGCUUCAAAGCAAAGCAGCAGUGAUUCGGAAUCAGAGAGUGAGUCUUCUGAGGAAGAAGAUGAGGAAGCAACUUUAAAAGCUCCAAACAAAAAUGCUAAUGACGUUGAAAUGGUAGAUGCCUUUUCAUCUGAGAAGAAAGCUCCAAAAACACCUGUUACGCCUAAAACCACUUCAACCACUUCUUCGAAGACAUUGUUUGUAGGCAACCUGUCAUUUAACAUUGAACAAGCUGAUGUGAAAAAUUUCUUUAAAGAUGCUGGUGAAGUUGUUGAUGUUCGUUUAGCAACAAACGAGGAAGGAAUGUUCAAGGGCUUUGGACAUGUUGACUUUGCAACUGCUGAAGCCGUAAAUAAGGCCCUAGAAUUGAAUGGCAAAGAUUUGUUGGGUCGUGCUGUGAGACUUGAUGUUGCUCAUGAAAGGGGUGCAUAUGCCAGCCAAGAGCACAACUCAUUUCAGAAAAGUAGAAGAGAACAUAGCCAAACAGUUUAUAUUCGGGGCUUUGAUAAAUCCUUUGGAGAGGAUGAGAUUAGAAGCUCGUUGGAAGAACAUUUUGGUUCGUGUGGAGAGAUUUCAAGGAUUUCCAUCCCAAAAGAUUAUGAGACUGGUUCAGUUAAAGGAUUUGCUUACAUGGACUUAAAAGAUGGCAACGGUUUCAACAAAGCCCUAGAACUUAAUGGUGUUGAGCUUGGAGGCUAUGCAUUGGUUGUAGAAGAGGCAAAACCCCGAGGUGAUUUCCGUGAUGGUAAUAGGAGUGGUGGAAGAAAUAGUGGCGGCCGAUUUGGUGGAAGAGAUAGUGGUGGCCGAUUUGGUGGAAGAGAUAGUGGUGGCCGAUUUGGUGGAAGAGAUAGUGGCGGCCGAUUUGGCAGCCAGCGUGGAGGUGGCAGAUUUGGUAGCCAGCGUGGAGGUGGCAGAUUUGGUGGUAGAGGACGUGGAACACCUAAUAAACCUAACCUGGCUGCAUCUGGAACUGGGAAGAAAACAACCUUUGGUGAUGAUGAGUAGGUAAUAUUGGGGAAUUUUGAACAAUUCGCCCCGCUUUUCCGGUUUCUUCCAUAUAUAAUAUUCUGAUAAGUAAUUUAAAUUUUAUGAUUCCGUUAUGGUUUUGACUUGCUCGACAUCUUGGUACAAGUUGGCAAUUUAUGUUUUGUUGAAGUUCUGGACUCUAAAUUUAUUAAUUUAAUAGUGUCUUCUAUCUUCUGUUGCA